GGAGAAGGUGGUGGAGGGGCAGAAGGUGGUGGAGGAGAAGGUGGUGGUGGACACAGUACAAUGAAAAGCGAGAAGAAACUGACGCGGAAAUGGCAGCAGCUGCCGGGGAGGAACACCUUCUGCUGCGAUGGACGGAUCAUGAUGGCCAGACAGAGGGGAGUGUUCUACCUGACGGUCUUCCUGAUCGUGGGAACCAGCGGCUUGUUCUUCGGCUUUGAGUGUCCGUACUUGGCGAUCCAUCUCUCGCCCGUAAUCCCAGUCUUCGCUAUCGUCCUCUUCCUCUUUGUGAUGGGCAUGCUGCUGCGAACCAGCUUCAGUGACCCCGGUGUCCUCCCGCGAGCCGAAGCAGACGAGGCUGCCUUCGUAGAGAUGGAAAUAGAGGCAGCCAAUGGGAAUGUGCCAGCAGGCCAGAGGCCACCGCCGCGAAUCAAAGACAUUCAGAUCAACAAUCAGAUCAUCAAACUGAAAUACUGCUACACGUGCAAGAUAUUUCGUCCACCCCGGGCAUCCCACUGUAGCGUCUGCGAUAACUGUGUUGAACGCUUUGACCAUCACUGCCCGUGGGUUGGAAACUGUGUGGGGAAGAGAAAUUACCGAUUCUUUUACCUCUUCACUUUGUCACUGUCCUUCCUCACCGUCUACAUCUUUGCUUUUGAUAUUGUCCACGUGGCACUGAGGUCGGUGGACAAUGGCUUUUUGAGCACACUGAAAGACACUCCUGGAACGGUGCUGGAGGUGGUGAUCUGUUUCUUCACGCUAUGGUCUGUUAUUGGUCUCUCUGGAUUUCACACCUAUCUCAUUGCCCUCAACCAGACCACCAAUGAAGAUAUUAAAGGUUCCUGGUCAGGGAAGAACGGAAUUCAUAACCCUUACAGCCAUGGGGCUGUAAUCAAAAACUGCUGUGAGAUCCUCUGUGGGCCAGUGCCCCCAAGUGUUCUUGACAGAAGAGGGCUCAUUCUGGUCGAUGCUGGUGUGUCGGUUACAGGCAACCGCAGUACAAAGACAGCGAUGCAAUCUACGGCAAGUAGACCUUCACUGAUAGCCAGCGAGCAGGCGUCAGUCAAGCCAAACACCCUGGUGCCCGGCCAAACCGAACCGGAUGCAAAAGAGACACUUGGUGUGGACAAGCCACCACCACAAUCCCCACCACCGCAGGAGCUGAAGGUGAAGCCUGGUUCAGGGGUCCUCCGGAGGGAAUCGAGCACAACAGAAGCUUUGCACCAAGCGCCUGCCUUUUAGCCAGCUUCACUUGUGGACUAAGUGAGAACGAAACGGGAGGACGCAGUUUGUAGAACGAGGUGGGGAGAGCCUACGUUCCACAGAAAUGAAGGGGCGAACCUCGUCGGAUCCCGUGAUUUCCAACCAAUUCAGUAUUGUACAAUUUAUAUGAAGGAGUCUUCUUUUAUUUUGGU
Molecule: messenger RNA, 1412 nt
Organism: Callorhinchus milii (elephant shark)
Lineage: Eukaryota; Metazoa; Chordata; Chondrichthyes; Chimaeriformes; Callorhinchidae
Gene: zdhhc9
Product: zinc finger DHHC-type palmitoyltransferase 9
Exons: 9
Coding region: 61-1239 (392 amino acids)
Biological process (GO): peptidyl-L-cysteine S-palmitoylation; protein targeting to membrane
Cellular component (GO): Golgi apparatus; endoplasmic reticulum
Molecular function (GO): protein-cysteine S-palmitoyltransferase activity
Source: RefSeq, a predicted model, not a curated record